UAGUUUGACCAGGCAAACCUGAGAGGCGGCUGGCUUGACCGCAGUCUCAAACAGGCCGUGACCACCACUGGGCGGAGCUCACAGUGCUUCGUCUCUGAUAAAGAAGCUACUUCAGGUGAAUAUUUGUAAUUUUAUUUUGUCACGGAGUAGUCUCGUGAAGUUCUACCUGUUUCCACGGCGUCGUUCCAUCGCGGAACCAAGUCAUGGGGUAAAGUAUGAGUCCUUCUCUUGACUCACUGAACAAUGACUUCAUCAGUCGGGGGGAAUUUCCGUAUUUGAAACACUCAACCACGACUACCGCUCUGUUGACGGCUCAGAGGAUCUUCGUGCUCACGUCUGAUCGCCCGUUCAGAUGGACCCGUCCACUUUCCUUUACGAUGUCCGACCGGCGGUCGUCGAGAGACUGUGUAAAAUCCUGGACAGUGGAGAUGACAGGCUCGGAUGGCGCGGACUAGCUGUCCGAGUCGUCCCCAACUUGUUGGAGGUUCGCAUGUUGGAGCGAGUGGAGGCGGCCGGCCGGAGUCCCAGUAGGGAGCUGCUGUGGUCCUGGGCUCAGGAGAAUCCAAGGGUGCAGGACCUGCUUAAGGUGCUGCAGGACAUGGGCCACCGCAGGGCCCUGCAGGUCCUCCAGGGUCCAGCUCAGUCGGACUCGCCUGUGGCCCCCAGCAGUCAACACUCAGAGUCCAGAGGGCAGAUGUCAGCAGAUGAAGAGAAGGGAUCCUCCCAACGAGAGGAGAGUUCUGCAAGUCCAUCAUUAUGCCUCGUGAGCUCCCCCGGAGAAACUCAGCCACCCGUAAUCACUUUCCAAGACAUCAUAGAUGGAACCAGGGAUUUUCAUCAUGAAAUGAGAAUUGCAGAGGGACAAUUAUCUGUCUACAGAGCACAGAUUGGAAACAAAAAGGUUGCGGUGAAGCUUCUUAAACAGACAAAUAUGGCGUCAUGGAAGAAGCUGUGGGACGUCUUCAGGAAAGAAAUGGAAAUUCAUCAUAUGUACCAACAUCCAAACAUCUUAGAUCUGUUGUGCUGUUUCUCCGAUGAGGGCCGCUACUGUCUGGUCUACCCUUACCUCCCCAAUGGAUCCCUCUUCCACAGACUGCACCAUCAGGACAGAGAGCCCCCUCUCUCCUGGCAACAGCGUCUCGCCAUCAUUAAGGGGACUGCGAAGGCCUUGCAUCACCUUCACACAGCACAGCCCUGCCCGGUGAUCUGUGGCAACAUCUCCAGUUCCAACAUACUCCUGGAUGACGCCCUGCAACCCAAGCUGUCCAACUUUGGGUUGGCUCGUCUCCGUCCUCAUUCAUCCAAUCAGACCUGCACUGUCACUCUGGACACGAGGUCCCACAGCAACCUGGGAUACCUCUCUGAGGAGUUCAUCCGAGACGGAAAGCUGUCCUUUAGCCUGGACGUUUACAGCUUUGGAAUGGUAAUAAUGGAAACAGUAACAGGACGGAAGGUCAGAGAAGAAGUACCAAAACAAACAUCACUGAGAGAUCUGCUUGUAACCGAGGUGGAGGACAGCGGCGGCGUGGACUCUUGUCUGCAGUUCUUGGAUGAGGCUGCUGGCCGGUGGCCGACGUCCAUAGCCCUCGACCUCCUGCGUCUGGCCCUGGACUGCGCUACUGCCCGCCCCCGCAGCAGACCGAGCAUGGAGAAUGUGCUUCUAGCUUUGAGCAAGCUGCUUCCUCCACCAAGCUGCCCCCCUGCCGAUCAACCCCAGAGCCUGGACGACAGAGACCCUUUUGAAGCCAAGGCGAGCCCCCCGCCCUCCAUCCCCGUAGAGCACGACGAGCAGUGCAGCCCCGCUUCCCUGAUGCAGGCAGGGCCCAGUGAAUGCAGCCAGUCGGAGGUGACGUAUCUGAGUGAGGUUGGGGGGGCGGUGGACCUGUACAGCAGCUGGCCUGUACAGUGCAGCUGCCCUGCUGAGACUGGCGGUCUGUCCUGUGAGGACUGCAGGGCCAACGGCUUCACCAGCGACCACGCAGACGGCCCUCAGACUGAAUCCCUUGUGGUGGAAAAUGCAGCCAAGGAGAGACUGAGGAACAAAAUGAGUCUUUACAACAGAGGGCUAAUUCACUCACAGGAACUGUUCUCUGAGAUGAGCCUGCAGUAGAGACCAGACUUCCUGUUAACAGUCCCGACAACAUUGUGUGUCCAGGAUUUGAACUGUUUCAUAAAGCUAUGGUGUUCAAAAGGUCAUAUCAAUAAUAAUAUUUUUUUUAUAUAGACAAAUAUUUAAAUAAAAUAGACACUAUUGCUGAAGAUGCUGAAUAAAAGUAUUGCUUUUCCUGAAGGAAAAAGAACAUGAUUGCAAAUGAAUGAUUUUAAAAUGUUGACCGGUCCAAACUGAAUGUUUUCUUAAUCUCUGUGGAAGAUAUUUUCUAAAAAGUCUUGUGGACCUUUUAUAAAAUGAGGUUUGGCACCAAGGGUAACGCUGCAUUGCCACAGAUCAAGUAAGCAGUUUGUGUGGAAAAAGAUGAGAAAAAUGCCUGAGUUUGAUGGUAAGCACGUGGCUUCACGACGGUAACGUUACCAAAGUGCCAAAAGGAGGCUGCCUCUGUAUUAUAUUUACUGUGGCAACAAGUGACAACUCCAGUUAUCACAAACAACAAUAACCCAUAAAAAUGACCUACACUUUAACAAAACCAACAAGAACUUCCAACCGCCAUAUCCCUUAACUAAAGUGUUGUCACCGAUUACAUUGUCAAAAUGAUAAAAAAUGAUCCCUGAGGAGCUGCAUUAGCAUUAGUUAAGGUAGCGUAAAACAAAGACACAUCAGAGGGGAUUUAGAAGUGGGUGUAAUCAGUUCACGGUAAAAAAGAUUGGAAAAAAACAAAGUUGCAAUGCUUCAGAGCAGAACAUGGUAAACAUGGAACUUGAAUAAUAGAAUAUUUUAAAGGUUAAAUGGACCAAACCACAGACAUUUUGUAAACAUAUGUAAAGACGAACUCUAUUACUAAACUCUGCUGUCAGCUCAGCUUCGGGGCUCCCAUGUCAUGCAGCGUGAGCUAUGUGGUGACAUUAAACAGAAAUACGAUAUAACAUCAGCCAGGUGCAAAAUAAUUUGCAUUUUCUCAAAAACAAAUGUUUCAUUGAAUGAUUUUAAAGUGACAUAACAUCCUUAUUUACAUACCUUCACAUUGUGCUUGUGUCUUUUUCAAAUUUGCGUUUCAUUUCUUCUACUUUAUUUUAAUGACAUGAGAAGAAAAAGUGGACAUGCUACUCUCACUGUGAGGUUACAGGUGUAUA
This is a messenger RNA of Anoplopoma fimbria (sablefish), 3246 nucleotides long. It is a transcript of the gene irak3, whose product is annotated as interleukin-1 receptor-associated kinase 3. Lineage: Eukaryota; Metazoa; Chordata; Actinopteri; Perciformes; Anoplopomatidae. Gene Ontology annotation, cellular component: plasma membrane. The record is from RefSeq and is a predicted model, not a curated record. Gene Ontology annotation, molecular function: protein binding; ATP binding; protein kinase activity. Gene Ontology annotation, biological process: protein phosphorylation; signal transduction.